Juglans microcarpa x Juglans regia is the source of this 2535-nucleotide messenger RNA. RefSeq lists its product as uncharacterized. The record is from RefSeq and is a predicted model, not a curated record. NCBI's taxonomy places the organism in Eukaryota, Viridiplantae, Streptophyta, Magnoliopsida, Fagales, Juglandaceae. The coding region runs from base 94 to 798 and encodes 234 amino acids. The transcript has 5 exons.
AGGGGCCAAAUAAGCCAGUUCUUCCGUGCUUCACCAACGAAAAAGAAAAGCGAAGAAACCAACGUAUUUCUACACUAUCGAAGGCAUAGAGAAAUGAAUCCAAAACCCAAGACUUCAAUUAGGGCCUUGGGGCAGCGCUCCAUCGCUUCGUCGUUCCCCGCUCGCUCUUCUGGUUUGUACUCUGGUUCUACUGAUUCUAAAGAAGACAAUCGAGACGAAGCUUCAAAGAAGAGCCGCCGCACGUCGCUCGCGGACUUCCUCGACAGGAAGCUGCACGCUACUUCUGUGAUGCCCAGAACUGUUCAGGGGAAAUCAAGACCUUUCUCGUCGCCGCUGGGCCCGAGAGAAUCUAGUGGCUCCAUCGAUGGCCCUUUUGGGGCAAAGAAAGAUGGGGAAGCAAAGUCAAACUGCGUCAUCGACAAAGUGUUAUUUGAACAGUUCAAGCAUAAUGGUGAAGAUAAAGGAGAUCGUGAAGGCUUCUGUAGUGACGUGGCAUGUUGUAAGAUAGAUGAGGUGACAGAAUCAAGAAAAAGGAGGAAUCCAUUUCAAGGUGGGCAUGAGAAACAUACUGCUCGAAAGCAUUUAUUAGCUCUUGGAGAUGAUCCAGAACCAAAGCGAAAAGCAGAGGAAGAGAGGUUUAUUAGCAAGAAGAAAUCAAGACCUCUUUACAAUCACUAUGCAAAUGGUCGUGGCUGGUGGGACUACAACAUGGAAGGUGUUGAUAACGAAGAAGUAGGCUUCAAUGAAGUAUGGGAAGGGGUGGGCUCUACUACAUUAGGAGGAAUAGAAUGGCAUUGACUUUGUUAUGUGUGAAAAGUAUGUUAUGCUACUACUAGAGAAUGCUCUCUCUCUCUCUCUCUCUCUCUCUCUCGUCGUGGCUAUGUCCUGCUCAUCAUCCCUUAUUAGACUUAAAAAUGAAAAAUGAAAUUCCCAAAACAACUGAAAGCAUUUGAUGGAUGAAUCGUGAAGCUUACAAACUGAAUUCUAAGAAUGAAAAUGAGAGAAAUUGAAGGUCAUUACUUACCCAGAUUUUUUAUUACAAAAAUGAGAUAUUCUCUAAUUCAUAGAUAACUGUUUUGCAUAAGUAUCACAAUUAUAAAGAGUCCAUUUUACUCGCUUAUGGGUCCACACUUUCUUUACAUAAUGGAUAGGGACUUACUCCUUCAUGGAGAACUGUUUUUGGAAGUUUAGAGCAUGCCUUGAGAUAUGAAUAUCCUAUGCAUCAUCACCGAUGAAUUCUUCAAGGCAUAAUCUUUGAUUGUCUGUGAUGUCUUCACCUUAUGCUGACAGGUCCAAUUUCUUUUGAACUGUGCUAGUUCCAAAAAGAUGUAAUUUAGGACAAUAAGGAAACCAAAAGAGAAGACAGGAAAAAUGCUGUCUCCAGUUGAAAUAGUUUAUUAGUUUUAUCUGAUUUCCCUUUGUAAAAGGGUAUCCGAAUGUUCUCCUAACUCGUGUUAAAAUCCGGCCCCGAUUAUGAUCUACUUGAGUUCAUUCUGUUCUUUUGUUUUCUUAUUAAAUUGAAAUCAUCUCAUACUUUUGUCAUUGGUCUCUGUCAGAGUUACUGAACGGCCUUUGACUACCAAGUGUUCAACUAAAAAUCCUUUCACUUUUCGGAACAGGUCAUGCAAAUGCUAUGUCAACAUUGUUAGACAUACGGGUAAAAGAAAAAGAAAAAGAAAAAGAAAUAUAUCCUUGUGUCUUUCUUCUUUUCUUUUCUUUUUUUUUUCUUGGACUAUAGUAACUAAUUAAUGACAUAAUAAAUUAAGUUUAACCGUGCAUGAUAUUUAAUUCAUUAUACGCAUGCUCUUCAAGUAUUCUGCAUGCAUGGAUUAUUGUUAUUAAUGCUAAUGAUGCACAACAUCAAUUCGGAUGAAUGGCUCGUGCAUGCUGUCCAUGAUUAUCCUAUAUAAAUGGCACAGGAAUUUUGAAGGAUGAUUAUAGAGCUAGCUCGAAUUGGAAGUUUGAGUUAGCUUUGAAGUUCAUUUUAUCUCACGUACAUGUAAGUUUUCACCAUCACUAGUACUACUUUCCACGUACCACCUUUCUUUGUGUUCUUAACGUGUUUUCAUAGUCUCGACUAAUGUACGUAAAUUUCGUCAUGGAGCUGCUUUUCUAAGUUUUUUUUUUGUUUUUGUUUUUGCUUUUUGUAUUAGUGCAGAUAGAAGAAUUGAUCGCUAGCUAGCCUGUGGAUUAUAAAAUGGAAAAAGAUAAGAAAAUUGCAAUAGGACUUGCAUUCCUAGCAAGCGUGAUUUUGGUUGGUGCUGGGAUUUUGAUAUGGGUGCUUUUGGAGUCAGGAAAGGAUAACUUGGGAUAUUCUGGUGAUGGAAAGAAACCCCACCUCACCACUGGAUUGAUCGUGCUCACUGUCUUUUUGGUCACCCUCAUCUCUUUUUUCCUGUGCAUGGCCUUCAGAAAAUGCUGCCAAAUAUUCAAGCCGAACGCAGAUCAUUCUGAAAAUGUCAAUUGAAUCAAUAAAAGUGAUCAAAUUUUAUUUUUUAUUUAUUUUUCAUUUAAUGAUUAAGAAAGUGACUAUUA